AAUUUUUAACAAUGAUGCACAAAUUCCCAUAGAAUCUUGUCACUACUGUCUAAUACACCCCGCUACACACCGUGGUAACAUGUGUACACAUUCCAACGGAAGGACUGACAAUGCACCUAGAUGUGCUUAUUAUGUCUAGAAGGUCCACUAUAUAGUGUAUUAAAGACUUACUCCCCAUCCUGCAGCGAGGAAAUUUCUACCAGUCAGUUACUACCAAAGAUUCCAUAAAACAUCACCAAUAUGAUAAGAUUGCUAGCAAUACCAGCACUGCUCUGCAGUGGCUUCUUCGUGGGUGGAGGAGUAUACGCAUACCUGUCUAAAAGGUCCCUGGUAUCACUCAUUAUGUCCUCAGUAUUUUCUGGGUGCUUUGCCGGCUCAACGUACGUCAUGAUUGCCCAGCCUGAACGUAGUAUUGGAUUCUGCCUUGCAGCUACAACAUCGUUACUGGCACUAGCAUUCGGUGUCUACAGAAUGUUCCUCGUGGAACCAACUUCGACCGCCAAGAAACACGUGGCAACAACAAUAUACAGUGUUGGCCUAGGAUCGUCUUGUUUCUAUAUUGCUGUCCUAGUGGCCAAGAAGCUGUUCGAGACACAGGCUACAAUACACCUGAAAGGGUUGUAGAAUACACGGUUCCAUGCAACUAACUUAUGCCGCAUAUAAU
Babesia bovis T2Bo is the source of this 664-nucleotide messenger RNA. RefSeq names its product putative integral membrane protein. Gene Ontology annotation, cellular component: membrane. The record is from RefSeq and is a predicted model, not a curated record. The transcript has 3 exons. Lineage: Eukaryota; Apicomplexa; Aconoidasida; Piroplasmida; Babesiidae. Bases 241 to 624 code for a protein of 127 amino acids.